CUGACAGACAGAUACUACUCAUUUUCCUCCUGCAGCUUCCAUGCACGGCGGCACCAGCGGUACAAGUGUGUUUCAAACAACCAGAGGUGGAAGUGCAGGCGACAGAGAAAGGGAGUUGCCUACGAGCAGAGGUCAGGCAGGCAAAGGGGGAAGCCGGUGGAUGUUUUUAAGAGUUUGCUUAUCUGACACUGACAACAGGAUGAGAAGCUGAGUGAGGGAGCAUAAAGGGGAAAACACACAGCAGGGCAAAAACAUGGAGAGGGCAGCAUUACCUGCACUGCAUUUAUAUAGGAGACAUAGGAGAAACAGGCACUGGCUGUCCUGAAAGAGGUAAAACAGAAAGCGAGGACAUUUACAGAGAAAAAAUAGUCCACUUUGUCCAUUCUGUCCAAAGGAGCGGGAGCGAGAGCCGAGGGAUCGUAACACUGGAGCUCAAGGAUAAACCAUGGACUCUGCAUACAUCCCACCACACCUGGACGUCCACCAUGUUCCCUGCUAACCUACUGCUCCUCAUGGUCCUGCUGCUACCUCAAGCCUCGUCUGGUCGCCAGGGUGGAGACACCAGCGAGAUCGACCAUGACAGGGUACCCCCCACACCUUCCACUUUGUUGCCCCGACCAGCCGGUUCCCCUCUGGAGCCCAGCCUGGCUCAGACCAUCCAGAGUCUCCUCCUAAGCCGGCUGGGCCUGCAGUCGCAGCCCGACCCUCGGCACGGAGUGCCAGUGCCCCGCUACCUUCUGGAUCUUUACCGCUUCCACCAGCAGCAGUUCCAUCUACUGGAGGACCCUUCCUUUAGCUUCCCCAGCCACCACAUCCAGGAGGCCAACACAGUACGCAGCUUUCACCAUACUGACCCCCUUGGAAACAGUCCUUCAGCAGACGAUCGUAAGAGAGUGAACAUCUCCUUCAAUAUCUCCUCCAUCCCACAGGAUGAGAAGGUGCUCUCUGCUGAGCUUCGGCUCCUCCGCAGUGACAGAGCCUCGCUGGGCCCUGGGCCCCAUAGACUAAACCUGUACCUCUCUGAGCACCAUGAGGACCCUGAACAUGCUCUGCUUGAGACAAGGUUACUCAACACAGGCCUCCACAGUCAUAAAGAAAGUGGCUUUUGGGAAGCGUUUACCCUAAGUGCAGAGCUCCUUCAUAAAGCCCUUGCUGGGAGUGGCAGCCUGGGCUUCCUCUUGGAGGUCAGACCAGAGAACAGCACCGCCUCUCUCCAUGACCAGAGUUUCCUCCCUGCUGCAGACAAGGAGGUGGAGGAGAAACACAAAGAGGCACACCUGAGGGUGUGCAGGUCUGUGGGGCAGGAUGAGCACAGCUGGGCCCAGGAGAGACCUCUCUUGGUGACUUAUAGUCAUGACGGGCGUGGAGAGCCUUUAGUCAAACAUGUCAGGAGGAACCAGAGUGGUGGCCAGAGGAUGAGAGGGAGAAAAGGGACCAAAGAUAGGACCAGGAGCAGCAGUAAGGGCCGCAAUAGAGACCAAGCCUGGGGGAGGGCCAAGAAGACGGGGUAUGCAGUGCCAGGCUGGGGAGGCGAUAAAAGAGGGGUCGGUUGGAGUGAAAGUGGAAGGGUUAAAAGAAAUGGAGGUCGUGCUGCAAAACUGAAACGCCUUUCCCGUAACAGAUGCCGCCGUCAUCCUCUAUACGUAGAUUUCAAUGAUGUGGGCUGGCACAAGUGGAUCAUUGCACCCAGUGGCUACGAUGCCUACUUCUGCCUGGGAGAGUGUCGCUUUCCUCUGGCCGACCACAUGAACUCCUCCAGCCAUGCCAUGGUGCAAACUCUGGUUAACUCUGUGAAUGGAGCAGUGCCGCGGGCCUGCUGUGUCCCCACAUCCCUCAGCCCCAUCGCCCUGCUCUACCUGGACCCUCAAGACCGAGUGGUACUGAAGAAUUACCAGGACAUGGCGGUUGAGGGCUGUGGUUGCCGGUAGUGGGGUCGAGGACUGGGGCCCAGAGAAAGUCAGACACAGACAAGGAAGCAUCGAGGGAACAGGAGAAAGACACUCAAGACAACUCACUGACGAUUAACAGCAUUAGCAAUACGACGAUGGCACCAGAAUGGCAUCUAAACUUUGUGUGACGUGUUGUUUAUGCAGUAUUUGAAGCAAGAGGUGGGGUGCAUCUGUUUUUAUGAAUGGAUAUAGUGCCAGACUGUCCCUGACAAGCACCCUUACAUCACAAGCUAUUUAAAACCACAACAAUAAUGCUGAGGACUUAUUAUGCUAUUGUUUGAAUGUACUACUAUCAUUAUUAUUUAAAAAAAGAGACUUUUUUGUACAUUUAUUUUGCAGACAUGAAGAAAAUCCAAGUGAUGGUUGUCUUGUGAUUAUACGUAAUUCCACUGAAUCGCGAUUCUAACUUAAAAGACACAUUAUGUAUUUAAAUAGCAACAAUAUGGCAUAUUUAAUCUUGAAAAUAUUUAAGAUAGCUGCACUCAACAGGACAUACAGCAAACUGAAAGCCUGCCUCCCACAUUGCGUAAGUUAUAGCUUUACAUCUGUACAAAUGUUAAGUGUAUUGAAUUAACCGUAUGUGUUACUUCAGCUGCCCACUUAAUCAUUGCAGAAAUGUUGGUGUACAACAAAAGAUAGCAGACAUAAGCGAAGUCGCCUUCACAAGCUCAACUAACCAGCCAGGUGAAAGCAAUAUGUAUUGUAGCUACUGAAUUGUGUAACAACAGGUGUCUUUGCUAGUUGUGUCUGCAUGUGUCAAGAAUUUAAAAAAGGACUGGGACUUUAGUGCCUUUCAAACAGGGGCUUAAAAAAUGUUCUCUGCUGAGCUUAGUAAUUGUUUUUCAGUGUCUUUUUUUCUGUCUGAGUGAAAACAUUUAA
This is a messenger RNA of Scomber scombrus (Atlantic mackerel), 2828 nucleotides long. RefSeq names its product bone morphogenetic protein 16 (gene bmp16). Gene Ontology annotation, cellular component: extracellular region. NCBI's taxonomy places the organism in Eukaryota, Metazoa, Chordata, Actinopteri, Scombriformes, Scombridae. Gene Ontology annotation, molecular function: growth factor activity; cytokine activity. The transcript is spliced from 3 exons. The record is from RefSeq and is a predicted model, not a curated record. Gene Ontology annotation, biological process: SMAD protein signal transduction; BMP signaling pathway. Bases 486 to 1928 code for a protein of 480 amino acids.